Messenger RNA from Vanrija pseudolonga, 1113 nucleotides. RefSeq names its product Deoxycytidylate deaminase (gene SPBC2G2.13c). Gene Ontology annotation, molecular function: zinc ion binding; hydrolase activity. Lineage: Eukaryota; Fungi; Basidiomycota; Tremellomycetes; Trichosporonales; Trichosporonaceae. The record is from RefSeq and is a predicted model, not a curated record. The transcript has 5 exons. Gene Ontology annotation, cellular component: cytoplasm. The coding region runs from base 16 to 1113 and encodes 365 amino acids.
CACACACGCUGCACCAUGAUCAUCGCGCUGGUCGGCACGCCCUCAGCGGGCAAGCACACGAUACUGGAGUACCUAGUGGCCAAGCACGACUUUGUGCGGCUCGACCUGGCGCGGGGCGCUCCUUCCACGGCGCCAUCGUCGCUACACACGCCUGCAGACCUCGGCGCGCUGUCCCUCGGCGAGCCGACGACCUUUGCCUCGCCUGACGCGCUGCUCGACUACACGACGCGUAACUGGCAGCACAACUACGUCACCACUGCCCUCAGCACGCAUGCCGACGUCGAGCCGUUCCUCAAAAGGCCGUUCUUCCUCCUCGUUGGCGUCGACGGGCCGCUGCGGAGCCGCUUUGAGAGAGAACGCGCGAAGAAUGCCGCCCUCACGCUCGACGCGUUCGUCGACGCGCACGACGCGCUGCUUAACGGCAGCGUCGCCCCUCCUGCCCCCUCACGCGCCGACGGAGCCCUCGCCGCGCCGACGCCGACACAGGGCAAGGCGCCCGUAGGCGAAGUCGCGCGCUUGCCUACCCCCAGUCCUGCGCCGACCGACCUGGCGCGCGUGCUCGCCCUCGCCCAUGUGACCGUGUUCAACCGCUUCCCGACCGUGGCCGAGCUGUACGCGCACCUCGAUAAGCUCGACCUGCUCGACGAGCAGAGGCUGCGGCCUGGGUGGGACAUGUACUUUAUGACGCUCGCGUCCCUCGCCUCCCACCGGAGCAACUGCAUGAAGCGCCGUGUCGGCGCGCUGCUCGUCCGCUCGAAGCGUAUCGUGUCGACGGGGUAUAAUGGCACGCCGCGCGGCACGCGCAACUGCAACCAGGGGGGCUGUCCGCGGUGUAAUGGCCCCGCGAAGGGCGGCGAGUCGCUCAACGCGUGCCUCUGCCUCCAUGCCGAGGAGAAUGCGCUGCUGGAAGCUGGCAAGGAGCGGAUCGGCUCCGACAGCAUCAUCUACUGCAAUACCUGCCCCUGCCUCCUGUGCUCGGUCAAGAUCGUGCAGUGCGGCGUGAGGGAGGUAGUCUACAACCAGAGCUACAGUAUGGACGAGGCGAGCGCGCGUGUGCUCGAGGAAGGCGGGGUCGUGUUACGCCAGCUGCAUAUGCCAAACUUGAUGUUGUAG